Molecule: messenger RNA, 1133 nt
Organism: Vigna angularis (adzuki bean)
Lineage: Eukaryota; Viridiplantae; Streptophyta; Magnoliopsida; Fabales; Fabaceae
Exons: 1
Coding region: 185-952 (255 amino acids)
Source: RefSeq, a predicted model, not a curated record
AUUAAAUUUCAAAAAAAAGUUUGAUUUGACCCUAAUGCGUGUUGAGCUUCAUCAUUAUUUGAUUGGAUCUAGUCAAGUCAUAGUCUUAACAACGAUCUAUAUAUAAUUCUCAAUUUUCUCUUUCUUUCACAAUAAUCUUAAACUCUCAGAAAAAAAAAAAACAGCUUUGUUGUUCUUUCCGCACAUGUUGAACCAUUUUGUCUGUGGCAGUUUCCAGCACCAAGAAGAAGAUGUUGCACCAUGUUCAAGCCCCAUGAAGUCCAAGAGAAAAAAAGAAAGUAGAAAUAACAACCCAUACUCCGAUCGAGGCUUAGACAAAUUUUCAGCCCUUUUGGCUGAUCUUGACGAGAGAAGGCAAAAGGUGUACUCUCAAACCAGUCCUCAGGAGAUAUCUUUGGUCCGCUUUGCCUAUUCAAGCAACGAUGAUUUCGUUCCCAUAGUAGUCAAACUGAAAAACAAGGAUCAGAACAAGAAACACAAGAGUGAAGAACUCAAAACAACACACUUGACAUCUUUCUCGGAGCAAUUGGAGAAAUCAGCUGAUCAUGAAGAAGCAACCGUGGAAGAAAGUAAGGAACAGAACAAAAAGUUGGAAUCUCAUAAGAAGAAAGAUUUUAGCUUUUCAUGGAACAUGUUGAAGUGGCCUUCUUUCUAUGUGCCAGCGGUUGUUAUUUUGAUUUUGGUUUUUCUGAUUGUGUUUGGGAGAUCUGUUGCAACACUCUGCACUUGUGUUGUGUGGUAUGUGGUUCCCACGUUGAGUGAAUGUUACUAUGAUAGUUCAAAGGCAAGGAAAUCGGUGAUGAACUGGAAGAAGAGAGAUUAUGUUUGGGGAUGGUUGAAUGACACGAAGAUGGUGAAUCCUGAAGAGUUAGCUUCUCCAAGAAAUGGUGAUUUCAAGGCUUAUUCCAAUGGCAAGAAUUCAGGGAAACAUGGCCACCAGAAAAGCUGGUGAAGAUUGAUUAUCUGAUAUAACUUUUUUCCUUCUGUAAAUAUGUGUAGUUUUUGUUGGUGACGUUCUUGAGACAGGUUCAAAUUUCAAUCCUUCUCUUGUUCACGUUUUUCCACUGUAAUUAAAUCUCGACUGAUCCAUGUACAUUGUUAAUAUGCUUUUGCUAAAGAAUUAAAAUUUACAA